This is a messenger RNA of Cottoperca gobio, 7184 nucleotides long. It is a transcript of the gene exoc6, whose product is annotated as exocyst complex component 6. The transcript is spliced from 25 exons. The coding region runs from base 1 to 2493 and encodes 830 amino acids. NCBI's taxonomy places the organism in Eukaryota, Metazoa, Chordata, Actinopteri, Perciformes, Bovichtidae. Gene Ontology annotation, cellular component: exocyst; membrane. The record is from RefSeq and is a predicted model, not a curated record. Gene Ontology annotation, biological process: Golgi to plasma membrane transport; exocytosis; intracellular protein transport.
AUGGCCAGUGAGAGGGUACAUGCUGCUUUACCUGACCCUCCCAGUCAAAGUGAAGAGGAGAACAAAGAAGAAGAAAAAGCUUUUGGGAAUAUCUUUGCUGAGAUAGAAUUUGUGGACCUGCCUCUAGGAACCACCUUAAGGUCUAUUUAUGAUGACCAGCCCAACGCCCACAAGCGCUUCAUGGAAAAGCUGGACGCCAGGAUAAGGAACCAUGACCGUGAGAUUGAGAAGAUGUGCAAUUUCCACCACCAAGGCUUUGUGGACGCCAUCACAGAGCUCCUCAAAGUCCGCGCUGAUGCUGAGAAACUGAUGGGUCAAGUGACGGACACUAAUCGAAGACUACAAGAGGCUGGGAGGGAGGUAACGGCUCAGACAGAGGAGGUGAUUCGCUGUCGGAUCCAGCAAAUGAACAUGGCCACCACUGUGGAGAAGCUGCAGCUCUGUAUACCAGUGCUAGAAAUGUACAGCAAGCUAAAGGAGCAGCUGGAGUCCAAAAGAUACUAUGCUGCGUUGAAAACCAUGGAGCAGCUGGAGAAGUUCUUCAUUCCCAGGGUAAGUCAGUACAGGUUCUGUCAGAUCAUGGCUGAAAACCUGCCCAGACUAAGAGAGGAGAUCAAGGAGAUCUCCAUGUCAGACCUCAAGGACUUCCUGGAGAGCAUCAGAAAGCACUCCGAUAAGGUUGGAGAGACCGCCAUGAGACAGGCACAGCAGCACAGGACCUUUAAUAGUGCAGUAGCCAAGCAAGCCAGUAUGGGCCACUACACCAAGCCUUUGUACUCCCUCAACGGACGAACUCAGACUCACAACGGCCUGAUGAUGGAUGAAGACACAGGAGAUGAGGAUGAAGCCGAUGAAGAGAUUCUUACAGCUCAGGACCUAGUGGACUUCUCGCCUGUCUACAGAUGUUUACACAUUUACACUGUGCUGGGUGACCGAGAAACAUUUGAGAACUACUACAGGAAACAGAGGAAAAAACAGGCCCGGCUGGUCCUGCAGCCACAGGCGAACAUGCAUGAGACAGUGGAAGGCUACAGAAGAUACUUCAAUCAGAUUGUGGGGUUCUUUGUUGUGGAAGACCAUAUCCUUCACGCCACGCAGGGACUGGUGACCAGAGCUUUCACUGACGAACUGUGGAACAUGGCCCUGUCCAAGAUCAUCGCUGUGCUCCGCACACACUCUUCGUACUGUGAUGACCCAGACCUGGUCCUGGAGCUGAAGAACCUCAUAGUCAUCUUUGCUGACACACUUCAGGGUUAUGGUUUCCCAGUGAACCGGCUGUUUGACCUGCUGUUUGAGGUCAGAGACCAGUACAAUGAAACUCUGCUGAAGAAGUGGGCACUGGUUUUCAGGGAGAUCUUUGAGUUGGACAACUACAGUCCCAUCCCUGUGGAUACAGAGGAGGAGUAUAAACUGGUAGUCAGCCGCUUUCCCUUCCACGAUGCUGAGAUAGAGAAGCAGCAGGACUUUCCAAAGAAGCUGCCAAUGUCCCAGUCUGUCCCUCAGAUCUACACACAGGUCAAAGAGUUAAUUUACGCCAGCCUCAAGUUCUCUGAGUCACUACACCGGAGUUCAACAGAGAUCGAUGACAUGUUGCGAAAAUCAACCAACCUGCUGCUGACGAGAACACUCAGCAGCUGUCUGCAAAACCUCAUCAAGAAACCUCACAUAGGAUUGACUGAGCUGGUGCAGAUCAUCAUCAACACCACCCACCUGGAGCAGGCCUGCAAGUAUCUGGAGGAGUUUAUAACAAACAUCACCAAUGUCUCCCCUGAAACAGUUCACACCACAAGACUCUAUGGCUUGUCCACGUUUAAGGAUGCUCGUCACGCUGCAGAGGGAGAGAUUUAUACCAAACUCAACCAGAAGAUCGAUGAGUUCAUCCAGCUAGCAGACUAUGAAUGGGGUAUGGCUGAGUCGGACGGACGAGCCUCUGGAUACCUCAUGGACCUGAUCAACUUCCUGCGUUCCACUUUCCAGGUCUUCACACACCUCCCGAAUAACAACAAUGACCAUGCGUCGAUGUCGGGUAAAGUGGCCCAGACAGCUUGUAUGUCAGCCUGCAAGCAUCUGUCCACAUCACUGAUGCAGAUGCUGCUGGACACAGAACUCAAACAGAUCAGUAUGGGGGCCAUUCAGCAAUUUAACUUAGAUGUCAUUCAGUGUGAAUUGUUUGCCAGUUCAGAGCCAGUUCCUGGCUUUCAAGGAGACACACUCCAGCUGGCCUUCAUCGACCUACGGCAGCUCCUGGAUCUGUUUAUGGUGUGGGACUGGUCAACUUACCUGGCAGACUAUGGCCAACCAACCUCCAAAUACCUGCGAGUUAACCCAGCCACUGCCCUGGCUCUACUGGAGAAAGUCUACAGGGGGAUGAAGGACACCAGUAAGAAGAACAACAUCUUCUCUCAGUUCAGGAAGAACGACAGAGACAAACAGAAACUGAUAGAGACUGUUGUGAAACAGCUGAGGAGCCUGGUCAACGGCAUGUCCUCUUAAACACACACACACACACACACACACACACACACACACACACACACACACACACACACACACACACACACACACACACACACACACACACACAGAGUGACGUGUGCAUCACAAAGAGCUGUUAAGAAUGAAACGUGCAUGCAGUCACAUGCACACAAUGAACUGCCAAGACACUCACAGAUGAAGGAGAUUUUCGCACAUGUAAUGAAGUAAUAACACACAACAUGACAGUGACAGAAGAACCACACAAGGAACUUACGCACACACAAAAGGGAUAGAUGCUGCUUAUAUACACACACUUUAUAAAGGCACAGCAAUACACACACUGUACAAGGCAUGCAGUGAACAGACUUCCAGCAAAUACAACACACCCACACACACAACGUCAUAUCCUCUCCUUACUGUUAUAACUGUCUGAAUACUCCAUGUAAAUAACACACACACACGCACACGCAUACUAAACAGUUUACUGGACUCUGAACAGUAAAAUGUUUGUAAAGUAUUUUUAAUGGCUAUGAUAAGACAAACUAUGUUUUGUACCUUAAUGAGAGUUUAAUGAUUGUAGCUGCAGAGGUAGACUGGGACAGCAGAGGAAGUGACGCCCACAAGUACUGGGACAAUGAGGUCAAAAGGUUGACACUUUUCUCCACAAGUGAAGGAGAUAAAACAUUUCAGAAACCCAUGAUCUACAUUCAACACGGUAGCACACUCAGAAUCAGAUUAGAGCACUUUUGUUCUUCUUGGAUGAAGAUAGAAUAUAUUUUCUUGCAUUUCAAUCUGAAGAAUAACUAAAUAAUUGUCUGUGUAUUGGUAAUCUACUGAUCAAGUUAUUCAGUUAAAACAAAAAACUAUUUCUCGUGCCAGAUGAACAACUUGUAGAAUUAUUGAAGGUAUGAAUAGGAGGCUAUAGCUCAAUAUUGACCAAUCCAGCCAACAUCGCCGCUUUAACCAUUGUACAUCUGUUUAACAAGGGUCUCAUGUUAAAAGAUGAAGAAAAAAACAUAGAUUGUACAUUUACACACACACACACACACACACACACACACACACACACACACACAUAAGAAACCAGGUUACUCUGAAAAGUUAGCUUAUACUGUUAACUCUGUGCAGACAUACAGUAAAAUAAAUGUCGUUCUGUCUGGCUGAUGAUAUCAGGGUUCUCUUCUCCUCCACCCUAGUAUGGAAAUCCUACUUAAAUAUUUAAACUAUAUUUAAAUGAAAUUAAAGAAAACACAUUACUGUAACCCAGUUUCUUAAGUGCAUGCUGGCGUCGGAUCUGGGGUCCUAAUGAAGCUGCAUGUUAUAAUAAAUACUGUUAUUUCAGACUGUAAUCAAUACAUUUCAGUGACAUCAAAUGAUUCGGUAGCGGAGGCAAAGUAAAUAAGUCCAGUUCAUUGCACCAUUUCAUAUAAGGCUGCUGUGUCAGAAGAUAAAGUGGAGCACACUGAUGACAUGGUUACCAGUCAGCCAUGAGACACAUGGGUGCUAUAAACUCUUUUCCUUGGGUUAUCUGAUUUAACUUAUUGUCCUUAGAGCAUUCACAUACAUUUAUUUUAUAGUAUAGGAUAUUGAAUGUGAUUUUGACAUUUCAAAUGUUUCCGUUUCAAACCCACCUUCUGACAACAACUGGAUCAACCAAACCCAAAAAGUAGACUCAAGUUCAGCUCAUUGUCCCAAUACUUCAACUGUUGUUACUGUUGCGUGUGUGCAGAAACAAAGUGAUGCUGCUGAGCCCAUGGGUGGAUGAAGGAAUGGAUUAAUGGAUGAUGACGUCUUGAAAGGCUGAUGUUCAUGAAAAAAGGGAAGUUUUGUUGAAGUCUUUGGCUUUCCUUGCCGUUUGUCUUCAUUUCCGCCACAUUUAACAUGUAAUCCAACUCCCUGAGACAUUGCAGUACAGUGUGUGUGAACACGACACAUGGCAGACAGCGGUAAUGUGGGGAGGGGGAGUCUUGGACACCCAGAUUGUAUUUGGAAUAUUCACAUGAGAAAAAUGAGGGUGGAAAUUAGAAAUGUGUCUUUUUCUAAAUAUUUGGUCCAUCUUGUGCAAAUCUAUGCAGACACAGGCCGGUCAUUGCAGGUUGUUGUACUAUUAGAUUGUGCAGGUGGACACAUCUGGUUCUCGUCUGGGGAGGAUUUUGGCUGAGUGUUGUAGUGACCACAACAUGAAGCAAUCCUGAUGGAGGGUUUGCAUGAGGUGUCACCAUAAGAAACUGACAUCUGGUAUUAACAUGCAAUCGGUCUCUGGAUAUGUUUGGUGUAAAUGCAAAGCAAUAGGAAUGUAAUUGGAUCAGCCAGACAACCUCUGGAGGUGUAUUGUGGUCUGAUCUCAGCCAUGUGUAAACAUCUGGACAGUUUUGGAAGGAUUAGAAAAGAGAUGCCUAGCUUCUCUACUGGCAGCAGCACCUCAAUACCAUCAUGGGGAUUCUCUUAGCACUAUGCUGGUCUUUUCCUAAGUCCUUUUAAAUUCUACUUGACAUCUUUCCUUGACCAUAUCACAUUUGUGUGUGGUUAGGAAAAGACUUAGGACAUCAUUUUUUGUUUGACCGCAGCCCGGACCUGCCACUGACACAGACAGUGAGUGCACGCGAUGUUCUCUUCAUACUACAUUCGAUAUCUGCAUACGUGGACACGUACAAUCUACGCAAGUAUACAUGUUGGGCUGCUCCCACAUGUAUAGAUGACAAAAUGUAUGUGACGCGGACACUCGUGGGUAUGCAGGCAUUGUAAGUAUAAUUUGCACCUUAGAAAUGCACCCAGCCUACAGAUGUCUCCAUCUGUCAUGUGAUCCUAACCUUGUAUGUUAAAACGAUUCCUCAAGAGUCUUCCACAUUGCUUUAAUUUGUUCUGGUUGUGGACAUGUCUGCCAAUUCCACCUACCUAAUUUACAUAUUGAGAAGCGAUCACAGUGUGGAAGAAUCUAGAUGAGAACAUCUCUUAGCAGCAGGUGUAAAUGCACAGGUCCAUGAGCAGAUGCUAAUACCAGGUGGAGAUAGCUCUAAACUCCCCAGCACAUUUCAACAUCCACAGACUAGCUGGCACGUCGCACACAUCAUUGUGAAAUCUGAUGACCUUGUACAAGACUUACAGAUAGCUUAUUUUCCUCCCAGUAUCACAGCUGUUUGCAUUGAGAGCAGCAGUGGUGGUGGUGAGGCUGGUCAGGUGACAUCAGUGCCCUCUUCCUCCUCUGUAAAUCAGUUGUAGGGUUAAGGAUGUUAACUGCAGUUUUGUCUUACUACACACUCAAACUACUUGAUUCAUGCUUACAAGAAAACAAGGCCCACAUGGGAAAUAGUUAUGUUAUUGGUGAUUAUAUAUACAUAUAUAUAUUUAACAGUUCAAAAACGUACCUUCUAAAUUCUUUCUUUUUGUUCCUCAGGGUGAAAUAAAGCUUUAGAAUCUCAUAUCCCACAUAUAUUCACAAAGCACAGCAAUAAUGAAUUGGUUUCUUUACAGCCUUGCAGGCAGGUUGAUGCUCAUCUCAAACCCGCACAUGACUCCUGAUGACAAACAUUUUAUAAUGAGACUGUUUCUAUUCUGUUUAUGUUUUGGGUCUGCGCUCCACUUUCAGCAGGCAUUUUUGCACUGAAAUUGACUGAAGUUUUUUUCUUUUUAGAUUAAUUUUUUGCCUUUUUUAAAAGUUGCUUGUAAAUGCCAAUGUAUAUACUGCAUAUUUUGUAAAGAAAACAUAACAGCAGUUUGUCUGCGACAAACAGAAUUGGAGGUUGACACUGUGAUAUGCACCUCCAUCAACAACUAAAGUAAAUAUGUAAUUAAUAAGAGUUUGAAUUUGCAUUUGUUGCUUACUUGGUGAACACAGUUGAGUAGAGUGUGAGGAGCUUAGUGAUUUCUGUUGGUACCUUCUCUCCACAUUUGCCUGGUUAAGAUGUGAAAUAUAAAAUGCUCUAUUAUGUUCUAGCAUAGACCCUGUAUAAGGUUUCAGUAUGACGUAUUUAAAUACAGCUCCUAAAGAUUUCACCUAACUGCUCAUAGAUGUUAUCCAAAAUAAAGGAGAGUUCCAGCUUUCUCUGCACACUCCUCCUGGCUGGGUUUCAUCUCAUGUUUGCUCCUUCUCCUAGUUAGGAGGUGUGUACAGGACCAUGCAGUCAUGUCGAUUUUACCAUACAUUCUCAAAUAAAAGCAUUCAAACAAAUAAUAGCUGGUGAAAAAGGGGUUAUAGCUUUGUCUCCCAAAGUAUAAUGUACAUUUCCAUAUUACUUAUUCAAUUAGUACUGCAACCGUCCUUUCAUACUCGCCAUUCUGCUGCUCACGUUCUCUUUUUACAGCAAAUAUUGUUUAUAUUUACCAUUAUAAUGAAUCAUAUACACCAUUAUAUAUUUAUUAUAUAUAUUAUAUAUAUAUAUAUAUAUAUAUAUUUAUUUUAAAUAUAUAUAUAUAAAUAUAAAUUAUAAUGCUGUAGUUACUAUGAGCGGAUAGAAGAUUUGAUAUUUUGGCACAAAUCAAGGUUUUACAUAACACUGCUUGAAUGCAAAUUAUUAUUUCAAUAGGAAUAAAAAAUGUCAGAUUUUUCUUUCCUUCCACAGAAGUGGAGAGAGGGUACAUUUUCAUAUCCAAAGGGAUCCUCGCUUUACUUUUGCUCAAUGUUCUCAGUAAGACAUCCUGGCUGAGAUGUUGUUUUCCUUAAUGUGUUGUUUUGAUUUUGUGUGCUGUAAUAAAAGGUUAUUCAACAGUAA